Molecule: messenger RNA, 1107 nt
Organism: Cucurbitaria berberidis CBS 394.84
Lineage: Eukaryota; Fungi; Ascomycota; Dothideomycetes; Pleosporales; Cucurbitariaceae
Product: Clavaminate synthase-like protein
Exons: 2
Coding region: 1-1107 (368 amino acids)
Molecular function (GO): dioxygenase activity
Source: RefSeq, a predicted model, not a curated record
AUGUCCGCUACCGAAACGCAGACCGAGACCGCAACUUGGGUUCAUUACCAUGACGGUGGCAUUCCCGGUCGUCGACGAGUACUCACAGGUACUGCCGCCAAAGACACAUUCAACGCCCUCCCAAAAAUUGACUUCCGUCGCAUUUACUCCGAUAAUCUCUCAGACCGGAAAGAGCUAGCCAAAGAAGUGGGAGCUGCGUGUCGAGAUGUUGGAUUCUUCUACGCGGUGAACCAUGGUGUGGAUGAGGGGUUGCUGAACGACACGUUUGACGCGCUGAAGCGGUACUUUGCAUUGCCAACCGACGUUAAGAUGGAGACACAUAACCAGAAGACGGAGAAAUUUAGGGGGUACGAGGCGUUUCUAGAGGGAAAGUUGGAUCCCAGUACGCGUGGAGAUCUGAAAGAAGGCUUCCUAAUGGGCGAAGACGCCACCGACCCAGAACAACACCGUCCCAUCACCCCGAGCACCUCCACGGCCCGCAACCAAUGGCCCACUCACCCCUCCGCGCUCUUCUGGCGCCCAGCAAUCUACCGCUACUACAACGCCAUGGAAGCCUUCAGUAAACGCAUGCUGCACAUCUUCGCCCUCGCCCUCGACCUGCCAGAGACGUACUUUGACGCCAUAACCACCCAUCCCAUGACCAACGUCCGCGCCGUGCACUACCCGCCGCAAGAAAGGCAGACAGACGUGGGCAUCGGCGCACACACGGACUUCUGCUGGUUCACGCUCGUCUGCCAAUCGCGCACUGCUUAUCCUGCCCUCGAAGUCCUCAAUGCGAAUGGCCUCUGGGUCCCCGUCCACCCGGAACCCAACACAUUUGUCGUCAAUAUUGCAGAUUUUCUCAAGUUAGUCACGGGCGGUACGUGGCAGAGUACUGUGCAUAGAGUGAGGAAUACUGGAGGCGAGCAGAGGUACAGUAUGCCCUUCUUCUUUAGCCCGAAUGAAGAUGCAAAGGUGAGUGUUGUACAGCAUUUGAGGAAGGAAGGCGAGAAGUAUGACGAGUUUGUUGUGGGCGAGUAUUUUCAGAAGAGAUUGGAUAUUGAUCGCACGACGCAUUUGGAUGGGGAGGAUGGGAAAAAUGGUGGGAUCAAGAGAUCGGGGUAUUAA